Molecule: messenger RNA, 2202 nt
Organism: Letharia lupina
Lineage: Eukaryota; Fungi; Ascomycota; Lecanoromycetes; Lecanorales; Parmeliaceae
Exons: 4
Coding region: 1-2202 (733 amino acids)
Source: RefSeq, a predicted model, not a curated record
AUGUCUCGAUACUCUCCAAUUGCGCCAUCCUCCCUCACUGCCGACCAGCAUAAAGCUUACGACGAAGCGUCGGAGAUUUGUUCGAGCGUAUUCGGCGACAAAUUCCUCUACAAAAAUGAAGAUGGUGCCUUUAUAGGUCCAUUUGCUCCUCUGCUCUUCACACCCACCCUCGUCGAUCCAUUCUUCAAGCUCGUCGUUGAGCUAGGGAAGCUCCCAGGUCUGGCGGGUUCAGCACGAGAAGUCGCCAUUUUAGCGACGGGAAGCAGAUUCCAAUCCAAGUACGAACUGUAUGCACAUGAACGGGUUGCCGCCUUUACAAGCCUCACGGCGGCUCAGAUCGGAAGUGUGAAGAGUGGGAAGAAGCCUUUUGGAGACAAUGCUCUUGAUGAGCAAGGAAACGUUGCCUUUGACGUGGCUAUAGAGCUUUCACAUAAGCAGGGUCCGAUGACCGAAGCUAAUUGGAAGCGGGCAGAGCACGCUUUUGGGAAGGAAGGUACGGCAGCGCUGAUACAAUAUGUUGGUCUCGAGAUUGGCAUGCCUACGUCGAGCAAAGAUCUUUGGGCAGCCGCCCUAGAGAAGUUGACCAAAAGCGAUCGCCAACAGCUCGCUUUCUAUGAUGGCCAAGAUAGGCUGGACAUCCUUUCAGACCUCCAGGUGCUCACAGAGAGCGCCAAAGAGCAAUGCAUCAACAAAAGAUGGCAGUUCAGUAGGCGUAGUCGUAAUGGUGAGAACAUAGUUUUGCGGGAUAUUUUCAACAAGAUGGUUAUCUGGAUCAACAUGUCCAAACAGAUUGGAGAUACUGUCGUGCAAUAUGACCCUGGACAUGCUGCGCUUCCUUGGGCGGGGGUUCGCUUCAUCUUACAGGUUGCUGUUGGUGACAUUGUCAAGUUUGACUUUGUCGUCGAAGGCGCGGAAUCAAUCUCACGAAUGAUAGGGCGAUAUGCGAUCUUUGAGGACACCUAUUUACGUCCUAGAAGCUUCUUCGAUCAGAGCUCGCCGAAACGCAUAUUCAGGAGUGUCUUCGUCACGGAAGACGAAUUUGCAAGUAUUGCCAGAAAAAUGGACCUUGAGCAGUCCAACGUGGAUCGUUGGGCUGCUAUCUUGGAUGGAGAAAAUCAAAACAAUUUCAGCAACUCUCUCGAGGCACUCUCAGUCGGUCAUUCCGAGAGGCAUGCAGAGCUUAUGGAGCUCGUCCGUACCAUCGAUGGACCCAUAAUUCGAAUGAGUAGCCAGCUCAAUGGCGUCGAAGACCAUUUGGACAACUCUAAGCGCUACGAGAUCUUGCGGUUCGAGGCUGGAAACAGCCCACCCCCAGUCUACUUCUAUUGCUCCCGAAAUGCCGCUGAACCCGAACGAUACGAUCCAGCUGCCAUAAUUUCCAGCGUCGUCAGACAACUUUCGUGCGCAGAGCCUGGACUUCCGCUUUUGCCUCCAGUCAUCGAGAAGUACGAGAGGAAAGGUCAAGGAUUCAGCUCUCGGGGUCUUCAAAUAGAAGAGAGCUGUGAACUCAUUACCAAUUUGGUAAAACUUUAUUCCAUGACAACCAUUGUCAUCGACGCUCUCGACGAAUGUGAUCCCGAAAAGCGGGAGAUGCUCCUAGACGGGAUCGAAAGUCUGCUGCAGAACUCUUCGCUUGGGCUAGUGAAAGUGUUUCUAUCGAGUCGUGACGACCAAGAUAUCGUAUGCACGCUUCGGGACUAUCCACAUCUUGAUCUUGUUUCCAGCAGAAACUCAGGGGAUAUCGAGGUCUUUGUCAGGGAAGAAACCGACAAACUAAUCAAAAAGCGACGUUUGUUGCGCAACAGCCACGCCAAGGAGGCACUGAAAGUUUUGAUUAUUGAUGCAGUUAGUAGAGGCGCUGAUGGCAUGUUCAGAUGGGCGAGUCUGCAAUUGGAAAUGCUUUGCACCAUGAAACUAGAUCAAGAUGUCCGAGCAAGAUUGGGGCGACUACCACCCAAACUGGAGCAACUUUACCUGGAGGCCUACGAGAAUAAUCUGCUGAAGUACCCAGGCGAGGUCGGCCAGUCUAUCAUCAGCAACAUAAUGAAAUGGUUGCUCUGUGCGCAAAGGCAAAUGAAAUCCUCGGAAUUUUGCACUGCUGUAGCAAUGUAUACUGUUCCCACUGAAGAGCUUACAAAGGAACAUGUCCUCGACCUUUGUCAUAACUUCGUUGGGUCGACAACGGUUUUUGGAUGUAUUUAG